Molecule: messenger RNA, 1320 nt
Organism: Penicillium longicatenatum
Lineage: Eukaryota; Fungi; Ascomycota; Eurotiomycetes; Eurotiales; Aspergillaceae
Product: pex2/pex10/pex12 family protein
Exons: 3
Coding region: 1-1320 (439 amino acids)
Biological process (GO): protein import into peroxisome matrix
Cellular component (GO): peroxisomal membrane
Molecular function (GO): zinc ion binding
Source: RefSeq, a predicted model, not a curated record
AUGAGCUCAACAAACUUCGCUGCUGCACAGGACCGCGUGCUGGAGCGCCGUCGCCUCCGCGAGGCUGAAGCGCGUGCCCGUCAGGCUGAACAGCAACGAGCCUCCCCAAUCAACCCGGCUGCCGUUCAACGUCUACCGUAUCCGUUGAGCAAUAUACCAGUGGCAGGAUGGAACAUCUGGAACUCAGUGAAGGGGAGAGAUGGAACGCGACCAGCCUUUCGAGUCGGACAGGUCGAUGCCGAGCUGCUGGAUGAGGAGCUUCUAGGCCUGAUGAAGGGCCAGGUCGGAGAUGCGCUCAAGUAUUUCGGGCCUCAGGUGCGUGAAGACUGGUCUCAUGAAAUUUUAUUCGCGCUACGAGCGAUUCUCUUUAAAUUAUCGAUAUGGGACCACAAUGCAUCGUAUGGAGCCGCUCUCCAGGGCCUUCGAUAUACCGACAGUCGCAGUGAAGGCCCAGUUUAUUCGGCUCCGACAAAAACACAAAAGACCAUGUACGGCCUCCUCACGGUCGGUGGACGCUAUGCAUGGGACAAGUGGGGGAGCUGGUUGAUCGGACAGGAGGGUGGCUAUGAAGAACCAUCCCAGGAGGUUCGCAUGUGGUCUCGAUUAACAGACUUGGCCUCAUCGGCUCACUCGGUGGCCGCCUUCGCAUCUUUCCUCAUAUUUUUGGUCAACGGCCGCUAUCGUACAUUAAUCGACAGAAUGCUACGAAUUCGCCUUACACCGCCAUCUGCCCAGGCCAGUCGGGAAGUUUCCUUCGAAUACCUAAACCGACAACUAGUAUGGCAUGCCUUUACCGAAUUCCUCUUGUUCUUGCUACCUCUCGUCGGAAUCAGUCGCUGGCGCCGAUGGGUGUCUCGUGCAUGGCGGAAGACCGUCAAUGCACUCAAGUCAAAUGGGGAAGAGGAAGAAUUCCUUGGUAAACAUGGCGAGCUUGCUCAUCUCCCGGAACGUACAUGCGCUAUUUGCUAUCGAGACCAAAAUCCUACUUCCACCACCGAAAGCGAUGUGAUCGCGGCCUCGGUCUCCGUUGGCAUUGCAGGAUCCGCGCAGACCGACAUCACCAACCCAUAUGAAACCAUCCCCUGCGGUUGCAUUUAUUGUUUUGUCUGCAUUGUUCAGAAGCUCGAAGGAGAAGAGGGUCAGGGGUGGACCUGUCUCCGAUGUGGUGAAACCGUCAAGAAAUGUCAGCCUUGGAGCGGAGAUGUUCUUGAAGAGGCUCGAUCACAACCCGGGACUGGCAAGAUUGUCGGAUUUGCUAUGGAUGACGAGAAUGAUCUCAAGCAGGUAGAUCAGACUGGUGAUAGCACCAGCAACCCAUAA